Messenger RNA from Paramecium pentaurelia, 1454 nucleotides. Lineage: Eukaryota; Ciliophora; Oligohymenophorea; Peniculida; Parameciidae. The record is from the annotation of a GenBank genome assembly.
UAUGGGAGGAUCUAAAUCUAAAUCAAUCAAGAAACAUGCAAAAGUAGCAUUUACAGAUUAAGAACUUGAAGUCCUUGAAGUAUACUUUGAAUUAUUAAAAUGCCAUGAUUCUAUGUGAAUAAACUAUCCUAAUUACAUAGAAACGGAUUUCUAACAUAGAAAUCAAUGCUUCCAGAAUUCCCUGAGAAUCCAGAUUUUUCUGUUAAAUUGUAUAAUUGGAUGAGAGAAAGAUGUAACAAUUAAUAAAUUGAUUAUACUAAUUUUGUCAUUACAUGUAAACAUUAUAAUUUAUAUUUUUAGUGGAACUCUUACUUAAAGAAUAAUAAGAAUAUUAUCUAAGUGAUUACAAAUUUAGAGUUCUUGAGAAAUUUGAGUUAUUUGCUUUGAUUAGUUUAGGUUGUCUUGAAAAUCAGAAAGAAUCAAUCAAUAGGUAUUUUAACUAUUCUUUAUUAUAGAUUUUCAGUAAGUUACUCUUAAGGAAGUCUUAUAAUUAAGGAAUUAUUAAAUAUGUAUUAUUACAAUCAAGAAAUUAAAAACAGUACAAGAAAUGAUUUAGCAGCAAGAAGUGUUGCUAAUUCUAUAUUUGGAUAAAAAUCAACUUUACCAUUUAAUUAAUUUAUAGGUUAAGCAAAAUAAUAAUUGAUAUAUGCAAAUAAGAUGUGCAAGUCAUAUUUUACUAAGAAAUUCAUUAAUCCUUAUUUUAAAUAUGGAAUUCCAAAAUUAACAUCAUCUAGUUUUAUUUUAAAUGAUUAAGUGCUUGCUUUAUUACAAAUGAGUUCUCCUGAUUUUAAUAGGAUUAGUUAAUUGGAUUUGAAAUUCUCAUCCUCAGUCACAAAUGAUGAUUUAGAAUAUAUAACUGAAAUCAUUAUAGAUACAUAAUAGCCAUUAUUAUUUCUGUUUAAAAAUAGAGAAGAUGAAUCAUAAAAUGAUACAUUUUAAUAAUAAGUAUUUGGAGCAUAUAUUAGUAUUGAUGAAACAAUAGAAACUCAUUUCAUAAGGAAGAAGUAGAAGGAUCCUAUGGGUAAAUAUGUAAUUAAUUAUAAAUAGGAAUCUUGUACAAUCCAAAAGAUUAAAUAUCUCUUUAUUUUGGAGAUGAAAAAAGUUUUCUAUUCUCAUUGUUACCAAAAUAUCAAUUAUUUAUGAGUACAUUUGAUAUCUAAUCUAAAUAAUGCUUUGCAUAUAUAAACAAUAGAGCAUUUAAUCUUUAAGUUUAAUAACCAUAUGGACUUGGAUUUGGUGGUGAUGGUAAAGGUAAUUUUAGGAUUUGGAUUGAUGAAAAAAUUAAAGGAAAUGCUACAAAUAGAAUUAAUAAUUAAUGUGAUUAAACAUAUGAAAUGGGAUAUUUAUUAGAACCUCAUGUAGAAUUUCUUAAUGUAAUUUAUUAAUUCUAUCUAUAGUUAACAUCAAUUGAAAUUUGGGGAGUUAAUUAUGAAAAAAAACAAUAGAAAAAAUGA